Dendrobium catenatum is the source of this 2205-nucleotide messenger RNA. Its product is annotated as putative pentatricopeptide repeat-containing protein At3g11460, mitochondrial. The record is from RefSeq and is a predicted model, not a curated record. The transcript has a single exon. NCBI's taxonomy places the organism in Eukaryota, Viridiplantae, Streptophyta, Magnoliopsida, Asparagales, Orchidaceae. Gene Ontology annotation, biological process: RNA modification. The coding region runs from base 42 to 1988 and encodes 648 amino acids. Gene Ontology annotation, molecular function: protein binding; zinc ion binding; RNA binding.
UUAGAUGAGAAAGGAAUGAGACCAUUUGACUUCUUCGGAUUAUGCCAUCUUCAUCUUCACUAUUCCAAACCAUACAACCUUUACAAGCAGCAAUCACAAUAAACAGUGCAAGCUCCUGCAAAACUUGCCCAUGGAACGUCCGCCUGCGGGAACUCGCCGACGGCGGUUUUCAUCGCCAAGCCUUGGCCCUCUUCCGCCUCAUGCUCGUACACUCCAACCCCCGACCGGAUGCCUUCUCUCUCCCAUCCCCUCUCCGCUCGGCGGCUGCACUCUCCCUCCCCUUCACUGUCUCCAAUCUCCACUCCUUCGCCCUCAAGUCAGGCCAUAUCCCAGGCGACGCCUUUGUCAUCUCCUCCCUUCUAUCUGCAUACGCCCGCCUCUCGCUCAUCCCCCUUUCUCACGCCCUUCUCCACGAAAUCUCCGCCCCCGAUUCCCCCACCCCGAUCCCCACCCUUGUCGUCUGCUUCAACUCCAUCAUCUCCGGACAUGCCUUUCCCUCCAACGAACCCCUCUCCUUCUUCAACCGAAUGCGACACUCUGACCUCCCUUUCAAUUCCAUCACUCUUCUCGCAUUGAUUCCCGUUUCUCCUCCAGCUUCUAUUUCCUCACUCCACGCCUUGACCGUUUUCUCCGGCUUCAAUUUCGACCCGGCUGUGACUAACUGUAUCAUCACCGCCUACGCCAAGACCGGCGAUAUCGAUCUCGCCGGCCACGUGUUCGAUGAGAUGCCUAAACCCCGCGAACUUAUUUCCUGGAACGCUCUGAUAUCCGGCUGCUCCCAGAACGGCCUCGGCUACCGCGUUCUCGACCUGUUCGAUGAAAUGGAGCGCUCUGGGGAAGCUGAUCCAGACCCAGUCACCAUCGUUGGCGUGCUCUCCUCAUGUGCCAAUCUCGGCGCCCACGCCUUUGGGCUAAAAGUCGAACGCUACAUAGAAAAGAUCCCAUCUUUCAGCUCCAAUACCUUCCUAAAAAAUGCGCUCAUAAACAUGCACGCUAGAUGUGGAGAUUUAGCUCGUGCGAGCAAGAUUUUUGAUGGAAUGCCUGACAAAAGCCUUGUUUCAUGGACUGCUAUCAUAUCUGGAUUCGGAAUACAUGGCCAUGGAGAGAUUGCAUUGAACCUGUUUGACAGAAUGCUUUCAGAAGGCCUGCGGCCUGAUGGAGUUUUGAUGGUGAGCGUGUUAUCUGCAUGUAGCCAUUCAGGACUGACCAAAGCUGGAAUCCAGUAUUUCUCGAAUAUGCAAAGUGUCUAUGGAGUCCAGCCUCGGCCGGAGCACUAUGCCUGUAUGGUGGAUCUCUUGGGCCGUGCUGGCCUGCUAAAAAAAGCUGUGGAGCUCAUCAGUUCCAUGCCUAUGGAGCCUGACGGAGCAGUUUGGGGCUCUCUCUUGUCUUCUUGUAAAAUCCAUAAAAAUACUGAAUUCGGGGAGAUGGCUUUUCAACAUGUCGUUGAGCUUGAGCCUGACAAUGUGGGAUACUAUGUCUUGAUGUCAAAUAUAUACUUGGAUUCUGGAAGAUUAGAUGGUGUUGCAAGGAUUCGAGCCAUGAUGAAAACCAGAGGACUUAGAAAGGAUCCUGGAUGUAGCUAUAUGGAGCAUAUGGGAAAGGUUCAUUUGUUCUUGGCUGAUGACCAUUCCCACCUGCAGGCCAAAAGUAUCUAUGAUAUGAUUGCCAGAUUGGAGAAUCUUGUAAUGGAGGAGAAUUGUGGAGUAGUAAAAGCUAAUUUGGAUAACAAAUUUGUGGGCAAAGGGAGGAAUAUGUGGAAGAGCAAGAUUUUUGGAACUCAUAGUGAGAAGUUGGCCAUAGCAUUUGGGCUGCUGAAUACUGAACCAGGGAGGGAGAUUGUCGUUAUAAAGAACUUGAGGGUUUGUGAAGAUUGCCAUUUGUUCAUUAAGUUGGUGUCAAAGAUUGCUAAUCGCAGGUUUGUUGUGAGAGAUGCUACUAGGUAUCAUCAUUUUGAGGGUGGAUAUUGUUCAUGCAAGGAUUACUGGUGAGUUCUUCUUUGAGCUGGAUCAAGAUCUGGCGAUUACUUUCAGAAAUUUUUGCCUUUGAGGUAACACUAACUUGUUCAAAUUCAAUUGAUUACUAGUUUGUCAAUGUUAGUUAACGCAAAUGGAAUGAUUGAAGGUUGAUCUAAGUCGAUUGUUAAUUGUAAAAUUUAUGUAUAAUUUAUGAAAUGAAUCCAAAGUUAAUUUAAUUUGUGCUAGGGAA